Messenger RNA from Exophiala viscosa, 2230 nucleotides. RefSeq names its product cytochrome P450 monooxygenase. Lineage: Eukaryota; Fungi; Ascomycota; Eurotiomycetes; Chaetothyriales; Herpotrichiellaceae. The transcript has 2 exons. The coding region runs from base 255 to 1943 and encodes 562 amino acids. The record is from RefSeq and is a predicted model, not a curated record. Gene Ontology annotation, molecular function: heme binding; monooxygenase activity; iron ion binding.
CGUGGAAAGGCUUUUAUGAUUACCUAUCUAGGUACUGUCGAUGGUACUAACCGGCCGCCAGCAAUAAGCCCUCUUAGGCUUUCGAGGCAGAUUUACAUGAAUAUAAAAGGCCCCGCGAGAUAAGGCAACCCGUCAAGGUUUCAGAAGACCACCACAUCUCUUUGAGCGUCCCUCUCCUUGGAAACUUCAGCUAUUGAGAAGAUCAGGUAUCAACUGCCUGCUGAACUGCCGGGCCAGUUGGCGAGCUCCUCAAGAUGAGUUGGCUCGCGAUCAUCUUGACGCUCUUCGCGCUUUGGCUUUCUUCAAACCUCUACGGCCUGCUAAGAAACUACCUUGCCGCCCGCAAAACGGGCCUUCCGCUUUUCCUCUUGCCCAUCAACAUAUAUAACCCAAUUUGGAUGGUAACCCUCGUGCCCCUAAACCCGCUGUUCAAGAGGAUCUUUCCAUCAUGGCUCUACGAGAGCGUCGACAUCGGGACUUACGGCUUCGAGGUCCGCCUGAAGAGCUCCCUCUUCGAGAAAACCGGCCCGGCCUUCAUCCUCGUCACCUCAGGCCCCAUGGAAAUGAGCAUUAUUGACCCCGAACUUAUCUUCGAGAUACUCAAACGCCCCAAGGACUUCCCCAACACCGAGAUAAGUGCUGUUAUCAUGGACAUUUUUGGAAGUUCCGUCCUCACCACCAACGGCGAGACAUGGUCCCGUCAGCGCAAACUCAUCGCACCCAAUAUCAACGAAAAGAUCAGCAGCCUAGUCUUCGGUGAAUCAUGCCGUCAGGCGCGCGAGAUGCUGUCCUUCUACAUGGACGAUGUCAAGGGCGUCACGAAUGACACAAUGAGAGGCAUGAAGAAAGUCGCCAUAAACGUCCUGGGCACAGCAGGAUUCGGUAUUUCACGCCCCUGGAACGACUCUGAGGAGGCGACCCGCUCCAAAGGCCAUCGCCUGACGUACAUGGAGGCCACCAAGAUCGUCGUCGAGAACAUUGUCACCGCAGCUGUCCUCCCCGCAAAGCUAAUCGUUCUACCAUUCUUCCCCAAGGACAUGCAAGACUUGGGCCACGCGAAGAACGACUUCCCAAUCCUUUCCAGUGCCAUGCUUGCCAAUGAGCGCAAACUGCAAGAAACCACUGCGGAGCCACGACACAAUCUCAUGAGCAUGCUCGUGCGGUUUGCCGAAUCUAACGACGAGAAAUCCGCUGGUACCCAAUACCUCAGCGAAGAAGAAAUCCAAGGCAACCUCUUCAUUUUCACGGCGGCGGGCUUCGACACGACAGCCAACACCAUGGCCUACGCCUUAGCCUUCCUCGCAACAUUCCCAAAAUGGCAAGACUGGAUAUACGAGGAAAUCAGCCAAGUUGUAGGCGAUCGGGAAGUCGAGUAUCUCGAGUACGCUGACAUCUUCCCCCGACUCCCACGCUGUCUGGCUCUUAUGUUCGAAACAAUGCGCCUCUUCCCACCGCUAGUGCACAUCGCCAGAACGACCGACAAAAAUCACGACGUAACCAUCACCACCUCGACGAGGUCCUACCUUAUUCCGCGUGGCACAAACAUCUACAUCAGCACGGUAGGCCUCCACCGCGACAAGUCGACAUGGGGCAAAGACGCCCAGACAUUCCGUCCCUCGAGAUGGAUUAUCGACGAAACAAUUACACCAGACUCGCCGACAUCCACAAUCGCCAACUUAAAGACCAUGCCCAAGGGCACGUUCGUGCCGUGGUCAACGGGACCGCGAUCAUGCCCGGGCAUGAAGAUGAGUCAAGUCGAGUUCGUGAGCGUCUUUAUGACCAUCUUCCGCAGAUAUCGGUGCGAAGCUGUGAGACUAGACACAAACGAGACGGACGAGCAGGUUCAGGGACGGUUCGAGGCGGUCAUGGAGGACAGCGCACCUCGGUUGACGCUGCAGAUGAACAGGAACCAGGAUCUCAAGAUCAGAUGGAUCAAGCGAUGACUCUGCCGGACACAGGAUACCACCACACAUCGAGACCAGAGUCGAAGAAGACCCGGUGACCUGCUCAUCAUUCUUUAGGUGUGUGCACUAUUUUAUAAUUGAUACUGAUAGCAGACUCGCGGUGUAAAAGUAGACGCGAGUCCCCAUGUCCAUUUCAGGGGGCAAUGUAUUGACUCAUGGUCCUGGUUGAAAGGACAGCCCCUGACUCGACUAAUCACGUGAAACGAACGGAGGUAUCGGCGGAACUCAGUUCCGAUCACCUACGGGUGUUUGUUUUUCGGCAGGGC